AAUGGUUUUCACCUUACGGAUUUUUCAUUUUAUAAAUUGAUUUGUUCAUCAAAGUAGCAAUGAACAUCUCGAAGUUCUUUCACUUCUUCAUAUUUUUUCUUGUCAUAUAUGCCUCAGAAGACUAUUGUCGACAUUCUUGGUGCAGUAACGAUAACAUCCUUAUUCGUUUCCCUUUUCAAGUUGAAGUAGAAGGUGAUCAAUAUCCUUAUUGUGGCUAUCCUGGUUUCAAAUUAACUUGUACAAAUGAUAGCAAAACAGUUUUAACACUCCCUUAUACAGGAGCCUUCUAUGUUCGCAAAAUCAACUAUCACAAACAGUACAUACAGCUUUAUGACCCUCAUGAUUGCCUUCCAAAUCGUCUUCUAAGCCUUAAUCUUUCAAGUUCACCUUUUACUGCCAAAUUUAUUACUAACUACACCCUCCUAAUAUGCUCAACUCGGAACAUAAGAUCACAAUUCAUACCUCUUGAAUGUCUUAGCAAUUCUACACAUUUUGUAUCAGCUAUUCCUUCGAUGAACUUCACCAAUUCAUUGCCUCAGUCUUGCUAUGUUAAUAGAAAGAUUUCAAUUCCAGUUGCAAGAUCAUAUGAUGAGAUUUUCAGAAACUACCUCAGCGAAGAUCUUCUACUAACAUGGUCUUCGCCUGAUUGUAGACAUUGUGAAUUACAAGAUGGCAUGUGCAAAUUUGAGAGCAGAAAUAGUGAUCGAGUUCGAUGUUUCUCCGAUCACCAAACGGGUGACUCAAAACAUGCCAUUGUGAUAUUUAGAAUCAUCAUAUUAUCCAUUGGGGGAGCAGCUAUGAUGUGUGCAAUUGGGAUGGGGUGCUUAACGCACUUCAAGCGCAGAAGGACAAUAUCAGCUGAACCUACUAUUGAUAUUACCAUUACCAGGAUGAGGAUGGGUCUGGAUGAGACAACAAUUGAGUCUUUCGACAAGAUUGUAUUAGGGGAGAGUCGAAGACUGCCUGGAGUGGGACAUAAUGAUGGAACAGGAUGUUCAAUAUGCCUCUCAGAGUACAACAGCAAGGACAUAAUCAGAUGCAUUCCUAAAUGCACACACUGUUUCCAUGUUCACUGCAUUGAUGAAUGGCUUCGCAUGAACUCUACGUGUCCGCUUUGCCGCAAUUCUCCUUCACCUUCUCAUUCUGUUCUUCAUUCAAUAUCAUGAAGUUUCACAUUAAAACCAAAUCUGGGAAAUGAUUCCCAGCUCCCAAAUCAUACUAUCAGAGGUUUGGGAUAUAUAUAAGUAUCUGGAUGACUUAAAAUAUUGAGUCUGUUCCGAUGAAUAUUUGAAGAAUUAAUUCAAAAUGGUUCUCAUUUUGUAGAAUAAACAUUAUAAUAUUAAAUAUUAGUUUAAAGUAAUUUGAUUAUAUUGUUUUAGAAAGUCUUGUAGGUAAUUUAGCAGGCAAACUUGUAAAAUAUUUUCAAGCCUGCAAAAUCCUUUUAUCACUUCUGCUCAAACAAUAAUUUAAGGACAAUUGACUGUAUUUCAAUAAUAGUACAUCAAAAUUUUCUACAAAAUCAUGUUAAAGUGCCACUUCCAUUAACCGCGCUAACUGGAAUUGAAUACUAAUUUACUAUCUAAUAAAAGCAAAAUUGAAAUUGUUCAUAAUGCAAAAUAAGACUUGAAUUAUACAUAGUCCAGCUUCCUUUGACGGUUUGGUAACAGUAUUGUAUUAUUGCAUCAAAUACAGCCAA
Cicer arietinum (chickpea) is the source of this 1696-nucleotide messenger RNA. Its product is annotated as putative RING-H2 finger protein ATL21A. NCBI's taxonomy places the organism in Eukaryota, Viridiplantae, Streptophyta, Magnoliopsida, Fabales, Fabaceae. The record is from RefSeq and is a predicted model, not a curated record. Gene Ontology annotation, molecular function: polysaccharide binding.